Messenger RNA from Spinacia oleracea (spinach), 973 nucleotides. Its product is annotated as germin-like protein. NCBI's taxonomy places the organism in Eukaryota, Viridiplantae, Streptophyta, Magnoliopsida, Caryophyllales, Amaranthaceae. The record is from RefSeq and is a predicted model, not a curated record. The coding region runs from base 93 to 767 and encodes 224 amino acids. The transcript has 2 exons. Gene Ontology annotation, molecular function: manganese ion binding.
AUAAUCAUAACUUGUGCUUAAACAUUAUACUUUGUGUAGCAUUAUAGUAUAACACAACUACACAAGAUCUAUCAAAAUUCAAAAUUCAAAAUAUGGGAGCUCGUUAUUUUGUUGUCUGCCUUGCUUUUCUAGCCAUAUCUUCCUACGUCGCUAAUGCUACUGAUCCUAAUCAGCUACAAGAUUUCUGUGUUGGUAUUGAUGAUCCCAACGAUGCAUUGUUCGUGAAUGGGAUGUUUUGUAAGAAUCCAAUGGCAGUAAAAGUGGAAGAUUUCCAUUUCCAAGGUCUAGACAGGCCAGGUAACGUAGACAACCAGGUAGGUUCAAGUGUCACACGAGUUACCACAAUGAACCUUCCAGGUUUAAACACCCUAAGUUUAUCACUAGCUAGGAUCGAUGUUGCACCUUAUGGCGUUAACACUCCCCACCACCAUCCUCGCGCCACUGAGGUCCUUACAGUUCUAGAAGGAACCUUCUACGCUGGUUUCGUAACCUCUAACCUCCCUAAUGGCGAAAACAAGUUGUUCGCGAAGGUGCUUAACAAAGGAGAUGUGUUUAUAUUUCCUCAAGGACUCAUUCAUUUUGAGUCUAAUAUUGGUAAAACUCCUGCUGUUGCACUUUCUGCAUUUACCAGUCAAAAUCCUGGUGUUGUUACGACUGCUAGUGCUACAUUUGGGGCUGACCCUUCUAUUUCAGUCGAUGUUUUAACUAGGGCUUUCCAACUUGAUGCUAGCAUCGUAAAGAAUCUUCAGUCUCGCACUUUUGGAUAAACCGUUACGUCGAUAUAUAUAUUUGAUGAUUUAAAUGUAAAAUUAUCUUGUAAUAUACUACUAUCUCAGUAUCUAGCGCCUUGUACUUCCUUCGUUUUUUUUUAAUAAUCGUCAUGUUUGAACUUUUUACCUGUUAUACUUAAACCAUUGUUGGUGAUUUGUAUGUAAAAUAAAACAUUUAUUGUCAUGUCAUCAUGUGUGAUCUC